AUGGGCCGUCUGCCAACAGCCGCAGACUUUCCGGCCAAUGUCGUUCUCACGAUCGUUCCACCACGAGACAGUGACCCGCCUACGAACGUCCUAAUCCUGCUUCAUGGUCUUGGCGAUCAGCACUCCUCUUUCACUAAGCUCGGUCAGCAGCUCAAUCUGCCGGAAACCGUGUGUAUAGCCGUUCAAGCACCUCAUGGUUUACUCGACCUAGGCGGCUUCCACUGGGGUGACGACAUUGUCUUCGACUCCUCAGACGGCGGACUGGAUGCCGAUGCUGGCUUCAAGCAGAGCACUGCCAUGCUCAAAGGGCUGGUGGAGGACGAUCUGAUCACAAAAUGUCGCUACAGAGCUCGGGAGAUCCUCUUCCUCGGGUUCGGUCAGGGUGCUAUGGUGGCGCUGAACUUGGCUCGUAUUGCGGCUGACGCAGAGCUCGGCGGGAUAAUCGGUAUUGGGGGUGGACUACCCAGCGAAGCACCGGCCGCACAAGUCAACAAAUGCAAGACCCCUGUUAUAAUAUGCGCAGGGUCGAGCGAGUCCACAGUCACUUCUUCAUCAGAAGACAAGCUCAAGCACAACUUCGAGCAUGUGGAGUGCAAGCGAUACCGAAGGCCUGGCGACCAUAUGCCUAAAGACCGAGACGAGAUGCUGCCCAUCAUGCAGUUUCUUGCGCGAAGGCUCCGAAGCACGAAAGGCAUUCCCAAAGGUAGUGUCGAGCUCGCAUGA
Molecule: messenger RNA, 723 nt
Organism: Baudoinia panamericana UAMH 10762
Lineage: Eukaryota; Fungi; Ascomycota; Dothideomycetes; Mycosphaerellales; Teratosphaeriaceae
Exons: 3
Coding region: 1-723 (240 amino acids)
Biological process (GO): protein depalmitoylation
Cellular component (GO): cytoplasm
Molecular function (GO): carboxylic ester hydrolase activity; palmitoyl-(protein) hydrolase activity
Source: RefSeq, a predicted model, not a curated record